UUUCCACGCGUGAUUUUUUUUCAGGCAAGAUUUUUCUUAAAAUCAAUUUCUGAGGAUAAUAUUGUCAACGAAAAAAAAUGAAAAAUAAAUUGCCACGGUCAAAAUCAUCUUCAUCUAACGAUAAUAGUGAUGGUCAGAAAACAGAUGAGAAAACAUUUGUCAUCGAGAAGAAAAUUCAUGAAGCUGUUGAUGUUCUGAAAAAAGUGGUAAAUAAUCAAAAGAAUUCAACGAACGAUGAAGGCAAAAAACGAUUGUUUGAACAGGAUACUGAUUUUGUUUUUCUACAAUUUUCAUUGAAAAAAGUUCCAUUGAAUAAUUCAACAUAUAUUCAUUAUAUUCCAUUAAAAUAUCAUUGGCGUCAUGAAUUAAGCUAUGAAACAUGUUUAAUUGUUAAAGAUAAUGAACAACCAUUAACUGAUCGAGAUGCGGAUUUGGAACAAACAAAAGAUUUUUAUCGCAAUCUUCUUGAUGAACAUUCAGCGAAAGAAUUAAUAAGUGAAAUAUUACCGAUGCGUCAAUUGUUGACAGAAUUUCAUCCACCUGCUCUUCGGAAAAGACUUUCCAAUGUAUACAACGUAUUUUUAUGCGAUCAAAAAUUAUUACGUAACAAGCAUUCAUUUUUAAGCCGUUUUCUUGGAAAAGCUUUUUGGAUCGAUAACAAAAAAGUGCCCAUAUUGCUAAAUUUUAAUGAUAAAAAUCUAAAAGAUCAAAUUGAAAAUAAAUUGAAUCAAACUUCACUUUAUGUUUCGGGUAAAGGUUCUACACAAACCAUUCGGAUUGGUUCAUUACAACAAGAUACAGAAAAAUUGACAGCAAAUCUGAUGGCUUGUUUGGAGAAAAUCAAACAACUUUAUGGUAACAAUGUUCGUGAUUUGGCAAUCAAAACUGAAAAAUCCAAGUCUAUUAUAUUCUACAUGGAUCUUGGUUCGGCCAAUGAAAUUACAAUGGAAAAACGUAAAGAAAAUGAAAUGGAUGAAUUUGUUGAAGAAGAAUUUGAUUUCAUACCGAAUGCUAAUAUUCGUGUAUAUAAAGAUGGUCGAAUUAGAAUUGUAAAACGUGACGUUCCUGAAGAAGAAGAUAUUGAAGAUGAUUUGGAUAAUCUUAAAACUAUCAAAGCAAUCAACACUGAACCAGAUGAUGAACAAUGGACACGACGAUUGGUGUUUAAUCGUCCGGAAAAUUUGCGAAAAAGAAAAAUUAUUCAAAGACGUGUUUUCAAAAAAAUCAAAACUAAAAACUCAAAAAUAAGCAUUUUUUAUUUAAUGUACGUAACGUCACUUAUGUACGGGCAAUGCAAAGCGAAAAAAAAACAAUUUUGGCGCCUGUUUGCGCGCUUGUUGCUUGCUUUGCCAAUGUUUUUAAACAGCCGAUGA
Molecule: messenger RNA, 1373 nt
Organism: Dermatophagoides farinae (American house dust mite)
Lineage: Eukaryota; Metazoa; Arthropoda; Arachnida; Sarcoptiformes; Pyroglyphidae
Product: ribosomal L1 domain-containing protein 1-like
Source: RefSeq, a predicted model, not a curated record